Oncorhynchus gorbuscha (pink salmon) is the source of this 2376-nucleotide messenger RNA. RefSeq lists its product as uncharacterized. The coding region runs from base 1381 to 2043 and encodes 220 amino acids. NCBI's taxonomy places the organism in Eukaryota, Metazoa, Chordata, Actinopteri, Salmoniformes, Salmonidae. The record is from RefSeq and is a predicted model, not a curated record. The transcript is spliced from 2 exons. Gene Ontology annotation, molecular function: protein dimerization activity.
UCAGAUUGAGCCAUUGGAAAGAUAAUACCCAAAUUAUUAUUUUCGGAUAUACAGAAUACGCUGUAGUCAACAAAAAAACGGAUUGCAACUUGCAAAACAAGCGGGAAGAAAGUUACAGAUGAAGGUGCAACAACGUCCAACUUUGUUCUACAUUUGAAGCUGCACAAAGGAGCAAUAUAGCCGACAGCUAUAUAUAACUUUGCUCGUAUAACAUGUAGGCUAACAUAACAAAUGAGCCUCCACACAGUCAGCCAGUGCGGGAACUUGGUCAUUGCACCCAAGAUUGAGACCAGGCAAGAUUGUGCUACUGCCCCGCUCAAUUAUUUUUUUAUAUGCUUUCAGAUUUGAACAAUACCAGAUGAACAAAAGUGUCACAAGUGAACCACAACAAUCUCCAAUCUCACAGAUCAUGGAGACCCGUGUAGGGCAGGACAGCAUGAAUCAUCCACAGCAGAAAGCUAUCAACAAUGCAAUACUGUCCGACCUGGUUAUCGAUUGCAACUUGCCUCUGUAUAUUGUGGAAAACAAGAGUUUUCGUCACAUUCUGUCAGUGGAUGACAGCAUGUACAGCCCAGUGUGUCGUAGAACAUUGACAUCAAAAGUUGAGAACCUCGCUACAGAGAGACGUUCAAAACUGAAAUCUCAGUUGAGCAACACAGACAAUGUGUCUGUCACAGUGAACAUUUGGUCUGACUAAAGGAUGAGGGGGUUCCUUGGUGUCACUGUGCACUGUAUGGAGAGAGGAUACAGCUCUUGGCCUGUCUCCGCUUUAAAGGCCCACACACGGCCGAAAGAAUCUGUGAGCAAUUUGAAGCCAUAUGUGGUGAGUACAGCGUUAAAGAUAAAUUAGACUAUAUCAUUAAUGACAAUGCUCUCAACAUGAGAAAAGCAUUCAUGGUGUGCUUCCCCAUUGAACAAGAAGAUGAAGUACAUGACGAAGAUCAUCUUGAUGACCCAGAGCUCUGGAAUGACCUAACCCUUUAAAGACCAGCAAACAGUGAAUGCUGCUAUUGCAAGUAAAGCAGCGCUUGCAGUGUUUUGCUCACACUCUCCAGCUGGUGGUGGGAGAUGGCUUGAAAGAAACAAAAGUGAUGACUCCUCUUUCAAAGUUAUCAAAAAUCAGCUCACUGCUACAUACAAGCACAACAUUCAAAGAGGUGUUUGAGGCUGACUUUGGGGAAAGAGGCAUCCCUGCUGCUGCCAACACAAGAUGGAACUCAACACUGAGACAAGUGAAGGCAGUUAUACCAAUGUGCUCAUCGAAAGCUCAGUCAUGUUCUAGAAAAGGCUGGGCACAAGGAGUUGUUGUUCACAGUACAGGAGUGGAAUAAGUUGAAGGAGUUGGUGGACAUCCUGAGGCCAAUUGGAGAAGCAACAGAUAUGACACAGGGGGGGAAGAUAGUCAAAGUCAGUUCUGUUGUUCCCUCGGUCCUGUCCCUGAAUCACCACCUGGAGCAGCGGAAGCCUCAAGUCCAUUUCCUGAGCGGCCUGGUCAGAAUUCUCCAGGCAUCCCUGAACAAAAGAUUUCUUGGAAUCUUCAUCAAUGUGAAGAUGGCCAGGACACAAGAUGGAAUCGCUGCCCCCUUUUCAGAUCCAGUCUACCUCAAAGCAGCUGCCUUAGAUCCGGAUUUUUCUCUGAUGUGGGUGGAGCACCAUGUGCUGGUCAAGGAGGAGGUGGCACAAAGAGUGAAAGAACUGAUUCUGCAAGAUGCUACAGGGACUGAGCAAGCUGUGCCUCUUGUUGAUGAGGAAGUGCGAGAGGACCAUAGUCUUGGACAAGAAGAAGGGCUGUUUGCAGCAUACUGUAAGAGGCAGAAGAAAGCUGUUGAUACCACUCCAGCACUACAGCUAAGUCACUACCUUGACAUAUGCGAAGGACAGAAUGCCCUCUUGUUCUGGGCAAUGAACAGGAAGGCUCUUCCUUCGCUCUCCCGAGUGGCCAUCAGAGUCUUGGCAGUGCCUGCCUCCAGUGCUCCGGUGGAGCGUGCCUUCAGCCAGGGUGGCAUCAUUCUGUGGCCUCAUCGUGCACAAAUGACUGACUGACUUUUAGCUAAUUUGGUCUUUUGCAAAUGCAAUGCAUCAUAGGGCCCUGAGAUAAGAGAAAAAUGAAACUGUUUAUGCAUUACACACACACACACACACGUAGUCUCCAUGUUCAGGUUUUAUCUCCCAUCUUUGGGAUCUGUAUUUUUUUCUCAGACAUUCAGGCCGGCGUUCAAAUUGUUGGCCUACUUGAAGUUCAGUGUCAGUUGUUUGAUGUACCUUUUAAUAAAUGAUUGUAACUUUAUGGCAGGAUUGUUUUACGUGUCUAGAGUAUAUCUGGAGAGCGAGAGAGAGAGAGCACUACAAUAUUUAGUUUUUGUUGUCAUAUUGAUG